Molecule: messenger RNA, 3396 nt
Organism: Hevea brasiliensis (rubber tree)
Lineage: Eukaryota; Viridiplantae; Streptophyta; Magnoliopsida; Malpighiales; Euphorbiaceae
Product: disease resistance protein RPM1-like
Exons: 1
Coding region: 173-3211 (1012 amino acids)
Biological process (GO): defense response to other organism
Molecular function (GO): ADP binding
Source: RefSeq, a predicted model, not a curated record
GAAUUCAUUACAGUUUCUGCACGAACAACAUCCCCUACUAUUUGGUACCUUGAAAGAAACCUGUUCUGUAUUCAUUCUUCACUGAUUUUCAAUGCUCUUGUAAAACCCCUUCACAAUCACAAACCAUUUUAUUUGGUACGAAGGCCAAAGCAAAUUCCAGUUGAGAUAAACAAUGUUAGAAGGUUCAGUAACCUUUCUACUGAUGAAGCUCUCAGAAAUUCUAACAGAUCAGAACGAUCUCUUGUUUGGGGUUCGGGGAGACGCUAAGUACAUCAGGGAUGAGUUACAGUUCUCGUUAGCCGUUUUAAGAGAUGCAGAGUCAAUGGAGGAGGAGGAGAUUGACCCUUUGCUAAAAGUGUGGGUGAAGAACUUGAGAGAUGUGGCUUAUGAAAUGGAAGAUGUUCUUGAUGAUUUCAAGCUGCAUCUUGCACAUGAUCAUGGGCAUGGCUUCUGUGUUUGUCUUAAUAAAACUUCCGACUUCAUUAUAUCUUUGAAAGCUCGUCAUCAAAUUGCUUCAACAAUGCGAGACAUCAGAACCAGAAUAAGAGAAAUCAAGAUCAGAGUAGAAGACAUCUCUAAAGCACGUAGUUCAUUUACCCACAUCAAUUCAAGAUGGCGAGAAGUCAAUUAUAGCGGUGGAGCGGACCUGGCUGCACAGCGGGAUGCUCUUCCACUAGAAGAAGCCAAUCUAGUGGGCAUUGAAAUGCCUAAAGGGCGGCUUAUUGGGUGGCUUCUUGGAAGUAAAUCAGAACUUGAAGUGGUUUCAGUGGUUGGAAUGGCAGGUGUGGGUAAAACCACAUUGGUGAAACUAGUAUACGAGAAUUCAGAAGUUAAGAAACACUUUAUGUUUUGUGCUUGGAUUGUUCUUACUCAAUAUUUCAAGACAGGGGACCUCCUAAAAGACAUCGUCCAACAACUCUACCAUGUGCUCAGGGAGCCAAGUCCUGAAGGAAUUGACACCAUGAGCGACCAUGAGCUAAGGGUGGAAAUAAAUAAAUUUCUUCAACAAAGAAGGUACCUUAUUGUCUUGGAUGAUGUGUGGAAUAAUGAUGCCUGGAAUACUUUUAAACAUGCAUUUCCAAACAACAAAGAAGGAAGCCGAAUAUUGCUUACGACACGCAGAAGUGAAGUUGCCAAAAAUGCCUCCAUUGAAUCUCCUGAUAAAGUCUACGCUUUGAAUCCAUUAUCUUCAGAAGAGGCUUGGACUUUGUUUUGCAGGAAGACAUUUCGGAGCAACUCCUGCCUUCCACAUCUGGAGAAUGUAUCACAACAAAUCCUGGGUAGGUGUGAAGGACUGCCACUUGCAAUUACAGCAAUCAGUGGUGUUCUGGCAACAAGGGACAACACUAGGAUAGAUGAAUGGGACAUGAUUUACAGAAGCCUCAGUGCUGAAAUACAAGCCAACAACAGUCUCGGGAGUAUGAAGAAAGUCCUGUCGCUCAGUUACUAUAAUUUACCAUACUAUCUCAAAUGUUGUUUGCUCUACUUCAGCAUCUUUCCUGAAGGCUACCCAAUUGAGCGUAGGAGACUUAUUCGAUUGUGGACUGCAGAAGGAUUCGUUGUCGAAACAGAAGGAAGGAUGCUAGAGGAAGUUGCAGAAGGUUACCUCAACGAGCUCAUAGAAAGAAGCUUGGUCCAAGUUGUAGAGGCUACCAGCGAUGGUCGGGUCAAAAAAUGCCGUAUCCAAGGCCUUCUGCAUGACAUUAUCACUUCCAUGGCAAAAGAUCAGGGUUUUGCAGCAAUAGCAAAAGAAGAAAGCAUGACGUUGCCUGAAAGAGUUCGCCGCCUUUCCAUACAGAAUGCCAGGACAAGAAUACAACGAAUAAGUCAGUUUACUUCUGCCUCAGGACUUCGUUCAUUGCUUGUGUUCUCGGGGCUAGAUAUUUUACCUGAAUCUCCAUUAUUUGAUCUUUCUCCUAGCAAUUUAAGAAUGCUCAACGUGUUAGAACUGGGUGGCACGCAAUUGGAGGAUUUUCCAAAUGAAGUUACUAACCUCUUGCUUUUAAAGUAUCUAAGUUUGAGAAAUACCGAGGUGAAUCACAUCCCAAGCUCUAUUGGCAAUCUGCAGUACCUGGAAACCUUAGAUCUAAAGAAUUCUCGAGUCAUAGAAUUGCCAAAUACAAUUCUGAAGCUCCAAAAACUUCGCCAUAUACUUGUGUAUCGCUACGAGACAAAGUUUGCUGAUCAGAUGGAAACCAAGCAAACAAUCGGCUUUAAGCUACAAACUCAUAUAAGAGGUCUACAGUCCCUCCAAAAGCUUUGCUUCUUAGAGGCAAAUCAAGACUUGAUGAGAGAACUAGGAAAACUGACUAAGCUGAGAAGAUUGGGCAUUGUGAAUUUAAGGAGAGAAGAUGGAAGUAAUCUUUGUCCUUCCAUUGAAAAGCUGACCAACCUUCGUGCAUUAUCUGUUGUAUCAACCACGGAAAGUGAGUUCAUCGAUUUAGGGCAUAUAUCUUCUCCUCCUCGAUUUCUUCAACGACUAUAUUUGAAAGGACGUUUAGAGAGACUACCUGACUGGAUUUCUUCACUUGACAAUUUGAAAAAGGUAGUUUUGAAAUGGAGCUGGCAAAGUGGUGAUCCGCUUCUAUCUCUUCAACAUUUGCCCAGUUUAGUACAUGUUGAGUUUGUGCAAGUUUAUGAUGGAGAGCUAUUGCACUUUCGAGCUAAAGGAUUCCGAAGCCUUAAGUUUUUGGGUCUGAACAAAUUAGAUAGACUCAGAGAGAUCAUUAUUGAGCCAGGAGCAAUGCCUUUUCUGCAAAAGCUAGUUGUCCAAAACUGUGGUCUGUUGCAGAGGGUUCCAUCAGGCAUUGAACAUCUUGCUCACCUAAGAGUAUUGGAAUUUAUAAAUAUGCCCGUAAAUUUAAUCGUGACACUACAUCCCGACCGAAAUGAUGGAGAUUAUCUAAAGAUUGCAGAGGUACCGGAGGUCUACUUCUACACCUACUGGAAUAAUGGUAAAUGGGAUGUCUUCUCUUUAGAGAUAUUCAGAAAAGGUGGUCCUCAAUCUAAGCAGUCCUCACAGUUGUCGACCAGUAGUGUUCCGGUUGAAGCUUCCUCUACUCAGGAGAUCACAUCUACUCUCCCUAUCGCACACGAGAUCACAUCUACUCUCUCAAUUGCUACAAAUCUUGCUGCUUCAAGUCCUGCUUCCACUGUUUCAGCAUCAAUUGGGGUGGAGACCAUUGACCAAGGUAACUUAUUGCCAUAUUAAACUUUUCCUCGACUGACCUGUCUGAUGUUAUAAAUCUAUAUAUUUGAUUCAGCAGGUUCAUCUGCAAUUCCCCCUUCAAUGAUUCCUACCAAAACUGGACCACCAGCAUCUCAUUCUGAACCUUUCCCAUCAAUUUUCACGGAAUUGGAAGCAACAGCAAGCUUGAGUCAGGUAUGAUGAUCACU